ACCCGGACAUAGACGUAGUACGUACGCUGCACCCGCAGAUUGGAUUGGCACAAAAGAAGGGCAAUAACCAGCGAUAUUGCGAUAAUAGGACCGAUCCCAGUGGCCUGAGGCACUUGCUCUGCUAGCAGUGGAACCCUAAAAAUGCGCCUCCAGCGUGGGAACGACCGCCGAGUCCUGUAAUCUUCUGUGGGCGAACUUCUGGCGGGGCAGAGCGAUUCGGAGCGGAGGUAGUCGGAAAAGCAAGUGAAAACAGAUUCGGGGCGGCAGCGGCAAAGCCAACGUAUCAAGCUAUCAGAAAGUUCGGUAGUCCCGCAAAACCAAUCCCAAAUCCAAUCCUAAGCGGGACUCCAGAGGACAGGAUGUGCGGCCUAGACGUAAGACGCUUCUUCGAGGAGUGGCGCAUCUGGAUACGUCCGCUGCUCAUUGUCACCUAUGUCAUCUUUGCCAUCAUCGUGGUGCCGCUGCUUAUCGUAAACUCCGUGAAGGAUGGUUUCCAACGCAACGACCAGCUUAUUUUGAUAGGUGGCCUGUUUGUACUGUCCGCGGUGCCUGUGUCCAUAUGGCAUAUCAUUCAACACGUCAUCCAUUUCACGAAGCCCAUACUGCAAAAGCACAUAAUCCGCAUAUUGUGGAUGGUGCCCAUCUACGCCUUAAACGCGUGGAUCGGCCUCUUCUUUCCGAAGCACUCCAUUUACGUGGAUUCGCUGCGCGAGUGCUACGAGGCCUAUGUAAUCUACAACUUCAUGGUGUACCUGCUCAACUACUUGAAUCUCGGCAUGGACCUGGAGGCCACCAUGGAGUACAAGCCGCAGGUGCCACACUUUUUUCCGCUCUGCUGCAUGCGGCCAUGGGUGAUGGGCCGCGAGUUCAUCCACAACUGCAAGCACGGCAUUCUUCAGUACACGGUGGUGCGACCCAUCACCACCUUCAUCUCUGUUAUCUGCGAGCUGUGCGGUGUCUACGGCGAAGGCGAAUUUGCGGGCAGCGUAGCUUUUCCCUACAUUGUGGUCGUUAACAACAUCUCGCAGUUCGUGGCCAUGUACUGCCUGGUGCUAUUCUACCGUGCCAACAAGGAGGACUUAAAACCCAUGAAGCCCAUUCCCAAAUUUCUGUGCAUCAAGGCUGUGGUGUUCUUCUCAUUUUUCCAAGGAGUGCUGCUCAAUGUGCUGGUAUAUUAUAACAUAAUUAAGGACAUUUUUGGAUCGGAUGUGGGCGACACUAAUCUGGCAUCCCUACUUCAGAACUUCCUUAUCUGCAUCGAGAUGUUCAUCGCCGCCGUGGCCCAUAUCUACAGUUUCCCACAUCACCCGUUCCACAUAAACUCGCCGCAGUACUGGAACAAUCCGAACCACAGCUGGUGUCGCGCGUUUCUCUCCAUGAUGGACAUCUCGGACAUGCAGGAGGACGUCACCGAACAUCUGGGCGUCGUGGGCAGCUCGCUGAGUCGCCGCUUCCAGGGACGCAGCACCUACCAGCCGCUGGCACGCAGUCCUCGUCGUUCCAGCAGUGAAUCUGAGUAUCUAAUAAGCAAGCGGCAGGAUCAGCAGCUGCCGGGCAACUCGUCGCAAUCAGGUAACAUGUAUGGCGCAACUUCCAGUCGCCUGAUCGUGCCUGUGUGUGAUGGCAAGCUGAACACUCUGCCCGAAAACCACCCUACUCACUCCCAAUCUCGAUUUCCCCUAGCAGGCUUGGCCGACGAUGGCAACAGUAGCAACAGCAACAACUACCAACAACAACAACUACAUUUACCGGGCGCGACGGGCACUCAGCCAUCGACUCGUCAACGUGAUACCCUGCAUCUUCGCGAGCGGGAAAGGGAUCCGGGUGUGGGUGCUGGCGGAGGUGGCAGCUUCCUGCGUCUGCCGACCGGUGCCGGAGCAACCUCGGCGGCUGCGCCAAUUCCAGAGUCUACCGACGACUAUGCCCUGUUGUUGGGUGGCGGCGCAGGCAGGUGACACCGCUAUAACCAGUACCACUACCAGCACCAUCAGCACCCGCAGAUUGACGACGCUUUCGAGGAUGAAGAUGGCGUGGAUGUGAGUCAACAGUUGAAUGCCUCAUCGCUCAGCGCCUCGCUGUCCGUUUCGUUUGGCAUGUCGAGCAGUCUUAAGUUUAGUGCCACUGGCAGCAACCAGUCGGCGUCCGAGUGGUCCAACUCAACGGGCGGGGAUGAUGACGCUGACGACGAUGACGUGGACGUGGACGGAGAAGAUGGGGAGGACGGCGAUGACGGUGCUGGCGAGCAGCCCGUUGUCGUUAUUGCCUCAACGACGCGGCGCCGCCGCGAUCGAGAGUACAUCACCUAAAACAUUCUUCAGUUAUAUGUACGCUAUUCUUAUAUUUAUUAUUUCCUCCAUGUCUUGAUUUGUGCUAGGCUUAAAAUACUCAUGAAAACAAACAUUUUCUAUCGGCCCCAUUAAAUGGGGUAUUUCAAAUCGUGGCCUUAGUUUUCAUCGCGAAAGCAACUUAUUUUACUUAGCCAUUAUUGUAAUCGUUUUUCUGAUAGCGCACACAAGCAGAUCCACACAUCCCUUAGCCCAAAGAAUCAUCAUUAUGCACGUGCGAAAUGCAGUCUUUUUAUGUGCUGAUUUUGUAAACAGCCUUUCCCGAAACGAUAUUUUUACUCUAUACAUACCCGCUAGAUGAACCCCGCAUAGUUAGGUCUCGAACUUUUGUGUGGCGACGUAGUUAAUUAGAAACAUGCCUGAACCGAUUGUGAAUUUUGUGACUGUCGCCGGUCAGAAAAGGGCGUUACUUGUAUUUAAAUAGAAAUUCUUAUUGUAAAACUAAUAUACACAUUAAUAAUAUAAUAUUGGAAACUA
This is a messenger RNA of Drosophila rhopaloa, 2822 nucleotides long. Its product is annotated as transmembrane protein 184C. The coding region runs from base 360 to 1955 and encodes 531 amino acids. Lineage: Eukaryota; Metazoa; Arthropoda; Insecta; Diptera; Drosophilidae. Gene Ontology annotation, biological process: transport. Gene Ontology annotation, molecular function: transporter activity. The transcript is spliced from 5 exons. The record is from RefSeq and is a predicted model, not a curated record.